CAUAAUCACUUGUUGCACGCAGCGCGGUCUGUUAGACUAGUUUGCGUCUUUGCUUCCUGAUAACGGAACAGUCGCAGGGCAUUUACUGUCUACCAAUUCAGACGUGCGGGAGAACUGCAACCAUGAUUCACCCCCGGACUCUCAGAGUAGAUUAUGACAAAAGUGCAAGUAUUCUAUGCGUAGUCGGCUCGGAACUUAAUGUGAACCUGAACAGGAGUGCCCCUCCCAGUUCCAAGUUCUUCUCUGUAAAGUGCACUUCCACUGUUCAGUACAGUAUCAGCCCCUCACCUCAGGAGACAUCACACCUCGCUCCCAUUCCUCUCAGUGGAAACUCAGUACUACUCAUCAGCAUGAGCCGUGCCAGUCAAUAUGAAAAUGAUAGCAAGCUGUCUGUCCAGUACUACGGGCAGAAUAAAGACCUCUUGGGGAAAGCAGUUCUGCACCUGACAGCUGUUGAGAUCUCUCUGGAUGUGGAUGCUGACAGAGAUGGCAUUGUGGAGAAAAACAACCCUAAUAAGGGUUCCUGGAAAUGGGGUCCUAAUGGGCAUGGAGCAAUCCUACUGGUCAACUGUGACUCAGAGCGGACCUACGGGAAGAAACCAGACGCCGAGCAGGACUACAUCUCCAAAGUGUCUGAUCUGAAGGACAUGUCAGCCAUGGUGCUGCGGACCAGAGGCCCUGCCAAACUCCCAGAGGGGUAUAAGCUCACCAUGCACAUCUCUCAGGGUGAUGCAGAGAGUGUCAGAGUCUUCAGGUCCAGGUCCUCUGAUGUGGUGAAUAAUACCAUGUCAAAACUCUAUAACUACUUCGUGAAGGACUAUCCACUUGUGCUGAGCAGUGAGGUCCUGUCGCAGGAAGUGCCUUACCUUGGAGGAGUAGCAGAGAUGAGGUUUUAUGUGGAGGGUCUCAGGUUUCCUGACAAAGACUUUGAUGGCCUCAUCAGCAUCAACCUCAGUUUACUAGAGCCCAUCUGUACAGGUCUCCCUGAGACGCCCAUUUUCACAGACAAAGUCGUGUUUAGAGUGGCACCCUGGAUCAUGACACCCAACACCUUGCAGCCUGUAGAGGUGUUUGUCUGCAGCACUCGUGAUAACUACCAGUUCCUGAAAGGAAUGAGGAACCUUGUCGCAAAGAGUGGGUACAAGCUCAAGAUUUGUCAUGAGAGUGUGAACAGAGGAGAUCGUUGGAUGCAGGAUGAACUGGAGUUUGGUUAUAUCGACUCACCUCAUCACCGUUUUCCUGUUGUUCUGGAUUCCCCUCGAGAUGGAGAUCUCAGAGACUUUCCAUAUGAUGAGCUACUGGGCCCUGACUUUGGCUAUGUGACGAGGGUGGCACACAAAAAGGAUGUGAGCAGUCUGGACUCAUUCGGUAAUCUGGAGGUUAGUCCUCCAGUUAGUGUGAAUGGAAAAAACUACCCCAUGGGCAGGAUCAUCAUUGGAGUGGCCUUCCCUACGGCAACUAAAGGACGCAACAUGACCAAAGUGGUUCAAGACUUCCUGUGGGCUCAGAAGGUUCAGGAGCCCAUUGCCUUGUUUUCUGACUGGCUCCUCGUUGGCCACGUAGAUGAAUUCAUGACUUUUGUUCCUGCACCUGACAGAAAGCACUUCCGCCUGCUGCUGGCCAGCCCAGACGCAGGCUAUAAGCUAUUCAGAGGCUUAAAGAACUAUGGUCACGGAGAAGCCAGACUGUUCGAGGGUCUGAAAGAUGAAAAGCCACGAACAGUGGAUGACAUACUCGACGAUGACCAUCUCCAAGCUGAAAAUAACUACGUACAGAGCUGCAUCGACUGGAACAGGGAUGUACUGAAGAGAGAGUUGGGCCUUGACGAUGAGGACAUCAUCGACCUGCCAAUCCUGUUCAAGUUAGUGGAGGACGAGGACACGGGCGAGUACAGAGCGGUGGCUUACUACCCUGACAUGGUGAACAUGAUUGUUUUGGGGAAAAACCUUGGCAUCCCAAAGCCCUUUGGCCCCAAGGUGAACGGACGCUGCGCCCUGGAGGCUGAGAUGUGCUCCCUGAUGGAGGGCCUCGGCCUCAGCUGCACGUUCAUUGACGACUUCGCCUCCUACCACAAACUGCUGGGCGAGGUACACUGUGGCUCCAACGUCCUCAGGGAACCGUUCAACUUCAAGUGGUGGAACCUGGAGAUGUGAACAAAAACUGAAAAGGGGAUUGAGAUGGGUUAAAGUUGUAAUCCUUAAGAUUUCAGUCCUGAUUAAUUUGUCAACACUGCUGCCAAAAAAAACCUAAAAUGUUUUGAAAAAAAAAGUUGCGACUACGAUCUGAUUACAUGCUGGUGCGUGUAGUUUUCUG
This is a messenger RNA of Toxotes jaculatrix (banded archerfish), 2313 nucleotides long. RefSeq names its product peptidyl arginine deiminase, type II (gene padi2). Gene Ontology annotation, molecular function: calcium ion binding; protein-arginine deiminase activity. Gene Ontology annotation, cellular component: cytoplasm. Bases 123 to 2153 code for a protein of 676 amino acids. Lineage: Eukaryota; Metazoa; Chordata; Actinopteri; Toxotidae. The transcript is spliced from 16 exons. The record is from RefSeq and is a predicted model, not a curated record.